CACGACAGCAGCAGAAGCAGAAGCAGCAGCAGCAGGAGGGGCCCAAGUAGGAGCAACGGCAAACCCAAAAGACGACAGCAGCAAAUCGCGAUUAUGACGAUGAUGACGAGCACAACGACAAGAGCCACAGCCAGAGCAGCAGCCACACCAACAGCAACGGCAAUGGCAACAACAUCAACAUGAAUGGCCAUGGGGUGGAGGACGAGGACAAGGACGAAGAGAAUGUGGUAAGGCAGAAGGAUACGACUGCUGCUGCUGCUGCUUCUGCCAGGCCUGCGGCAAGUCAAAAGCGUGCGGCACAAGCGACACAAUCGCGAAAUCCCAUCAGACGGGCGCACAGCGAAAGGCAUUUGUCGACCGCGCCCAUUGCCGCCACUGCCGCUAGGAACUCCAUCGCAAGCACCAGCACCAGCAGCAGCUCCAUUUCGAAGACGACAACAUCGUCGCAUCCUCGCUCCACCGCCCCAGUGAGUGGGCCGCAGAAUGUCAUUUUAAAUUUUAAGGACACAAUGGCGCUGCGCAUAAAAAGCAGCCGCAGCGACUCGAGAGAUUUAUUUCAAAGGCGUCCAACGGAGCCGCCCCCACCGCCACCCGGCUCGCCCCCCAAGGCACUGACGGAGCCACUGACGGAGACCGCAAAAGGAUUAGAGCAGCCGCCACACGGAAUCAAUAAGUCAGCCCUGACUCAGACUCUGUCUCCGAUUGUGACAUCGACUCCGGCACAGCCACGCCACAAGCAGCAACAACAGCAGCAGCAGAGGACUGUGGUGCGGGUGGCACCCUUCAACCAGAGCGGGGAGGGAGCCCACGAGGUGCACCGCCUGAAAAUCUGCCACAGCGAGGAUGAUGACACCUAUUCGCACACGGAUCAGGGCGUACAGCUGCGCCGCAAGCCGAGCACCAGGCUGCUGCUCACGCCCGAGGAGGAGGAGGAGGCGACCCCCAAGAAGACAUCGAUACUGAUUAGCGGCGAUGAUUGCUACUCCACAAUGAACCUCAGCGCGAACGCGGCACAGCCUCUGUACCAGUCGUCCGUGGUGGUCAACAGCCAGGCGGUCAGCACCGGCGGGGUGUGCAUCAACGUGAGCAGUGCCGAGGAGGAGGAGCAGCAGCUGAAUCAUCUCAACACGCUGCGCAGUCAGCAGAUGAUGGGCACGGGCCUGGGCCUGGGCAUCGCCAUCAUCCCUAUACGGAGCAGCGAGAUUAACCUGCAGCGAUCCGUUUCCUGUAUCUCCUCCACCUCGAGCAGCUCCACGUCCAGCAGCGGCAGCUCCAGCGGCAGGGGGCGCACCCUCAUCCGCCUGGACUACGAGCGGGAGAGGACUGGGGCGGGCACCAGCACAACGCCCAUCAAUACGCCGCCGGCAAUCAGCUCGACGCCAGCCACGCCGCCGCCGCCUGCAUCGCCAAGCGACAGCGCGAGUCCAAGCCCUUUGGUGCAGCACGAGACGGAGCUGCUGAAGAUACUGCGGAAUCCCGUGGAGGCGGUGAAGCGCAACUUGGUGCCGCAUGUGUGUGGGCUGCGGUCAGCGGGUGGCGACACCGGACGCUCCAAGAAGAUGCAGGAUGCCGUGACCACAAUUGUCCCCAGGAGCAUGGCCAAGGAGGGCAGCUUCAUAGCCAAGCUGCUGCAGGAUCCGAUGCUGGGGCAGGUGGCCGAGGGCCUCGAGACGGAGACGGUGGCCGAGCUGAUCGAGAACUCGCUGCAGCGGCUGCAGCAGGCACGCCAGGCCAUCGACAUGAGCGGCACCAAAGACCACGACGACAUGAAUCGCCUGAUCAGCGCCUCGCUGCAGCGGAUCCGCGGUGAGCGGACUACCAAAGAGGAGGAUCGCCUCUCCAAUCGGGGCAGCAUCAGCUCCGCCAACAGCUUCGCCUCCGCCCACAACUACGAGCUGUUUGAUUUUGCGGGCGGCAAUGAGUCUGACUGCUACCAGAGCUGUUCCAGUGUCCUCACAGCGUCCGGAAUCAUCGAAGAGGAGCAACAGCAGCCGGUUGAAGUGGACCAGAGUGAACCAGAGCUGGAUGCAGCCACACGGGCCAAGUUCUAUCAGCUGCUGGUGGAUGCCACUCUCGCCGAGAUCGAGCACUCAACGCACACGGAAACGGAGGUGGAGACGGAGGCGGAACACCACUACGAGUCCAUUCGGCUCAAUGGCGAUCCCAUCUACGAGGAAAUCAACGAGAAGCCGCCGCCCCUGCCGCUCUCCGCACCGCCGCUGAACGAUGCUGAGCUGGAGAAGAAGGCAGCCCGCUCCAUCUUCGAGGGCGCCUCCAAGUACGACAUUCUGUCGUACCUGGUGGACGCCAAGGAGCGGGGACUGGCCCGCGAGGAGAGCUUCGACUACAGCAACAAUCCGAAGAUCAUCGAGGAGGAGGCCACGGACACGCUCAGUGAGCUGGACAAGCGCGUGGAGGAUCGGGACAGUGGCCAGAGCAACAUGAACUCCCUGUCGCCGCCACCUCACAGCUUCAUCUGCGGCGGCGGCAAGUGUGGCAGCGACGUGGAGCGGCAGGACUCGGGUGUGGGUUCCGAGACGAGCAAAUCGUCGCGCAGCAAGUACCAGGCCACGCCCACCGUGCUGCAUCUGUGCGAGGACUGUGACGGAGCGGUGGAGAUGCAGGUGGGGGAGGCGGGCGUGCUGUACGCGCCGCUCGUGUGCCGCAAGUGCGGCAAGAAGCGGGUGGAGCGCAAGGAGAUCAUCACGGAGAUUGUGGAGACGGAGGAGAAGUACGGCCGCGACCUGCAGAUCAUCCUCGAGGAGUUCUGCCACCCGAUGCUGGUGGCUGGCCUGCUCACCCAGGAGCAGCUCUCCGCAAUCUUCCUCAACACGGAAGACUUGCUUGAGAACAAUCAGACGCUGGCGGAGCGGAUGCGCGACGCCCUGGACAUGUCCCUGGAGCAGGGCGAUGACGAUCUGCUCACGGUCAACAUUGGACGCAUCUUUCUCGACUUUACGCAGAUGCUGCACGCCUUCGAGAGCUACUGCGUCCGGCAGGCGGGCGCCAGCUUGCUGCUGGCCAACCUCGAGAAGGAGAAGGAAUUGUUGCGCAUUUUCCUGAAGGUCUCGCAGAUGGAGAACGCCGUACUGCGGCGCAUGAACCUCAACUCCUUCCUGAUGGUGCCCGUCCAGCGCGUGACCAAGUAUCCCCUGCUGCUGGCGCGUCUCUACAAGGUGACGCCCACGCAAAUCGACGGACGUGAGCUGCUGAAGCAGGCCCAGGAGAAAAUCGAACUGCACUUGAAUCACAUCAACCAGGAGGCCAAGGAUGUGCCCACCAAGCUCUGGCGCCGCAUCAGCUCCUCCAGCCCCAAUCGACGGGCCUCCUGCGAAAUUGAUAUGAUAAACAUCAAGCUGCGCAAAAUGGCCAUCGACGUGCUCGAGUGGAAUCACGAUGAGGUCCGCUUCGCCAUGGAGGGUAAGCUCCUCUACACACAGCCGACGGACAGCAACUGGAAGAAGGCGCGCACCAUCAAGCUCACACCGGUCAAUGCGCUGCUCGUGACCAAUGGCAAGCCAAGUGCCAAUUAUAGGGCAGAGAAGGCCAUGUCGGAUAAACUGAAUUUCCCGAAGCACACGGGCAUACGAGAGGCCUCCCUGCUGCUGGUGAAGGAGAAGUGCGGACGCUACACGCUGAUCCGGGAGCCCCUCUAUCUGGACAGAUGUGUGGUGUGCAGCGAAGCGGAUUGGGAUGAUUAUUUCGAAGUGCAGGAAAUUUCAUCGAAGGACACAUUCAUAUUCAAAGCCGAGGAUGGUGUACGGACCAAGCAGUGGUACACUCAGAUGCAGUACCAUGCCCAGGGCAUGGGGGCGUGGCGCAAGCGAAGGAACGCCCUGGCCAACAUCAUGAUCAACGGAAUGCUGGCCCGCAGCUAGCAGGCUGCGAAACGAAACCACAUUCCCCCGGGCGGACAGAUGAUGAUGGAUAACAGACGAUAGCAGAGUACGAGUAAUAACAAUAAACAAUAAAACUGAACAAUUGGUUAUGCAUUUAAUAACGUAUUUAUGCGCUAUUAACCAACAAGCAAUUUCGUAAUUAUUUGUUAAGUGAUGAACAAUUGAAUCGAGCACACGCAUAACGCUAGUUAGUGUUUACAUACAUAAUAUCUAUAUAUCUAUAUCUAUAUAUAUCUAUACACACACACACACACACACACAUACAAUACCAAUAACAUUACCAAUACCCUAAAUGCAAUGCAAUAAAAUAGAAUACAU
Molecule: messenger RNA, 4217 nt
Organism: Drosophila obscura
Lineage: Eukaryota; Metazoa; Arthropoda; Insecta; Diptera; Drosophilidae
Gene: RhoGEF64C
Exons: 4
Coding region: 180-3878 (1232 amino acids)
Biological process (GO): positive regulation of Rho protein signal transduction
Molecular function (GO): guanyl-nucleotide exchange factor activity
Source: RefSeq, a predicted model, not a curated record